Messenger RNA from Plectropomus leopardus (leopard coralgrouper), 3018 nucleotides. RefSeq names its product deltex 4, E3 ubiquitin ligase a (gene dtx4a). The record is from RefSeq and is a predicted model, not a curated record. Lineage: Eukaryota; Metazoa; Chordata; Actinopteri; Perciformes; Serranidae. Gene Ontology annotation, biological process: Notch signaling pathway; protein ubiquitination. Gene Ontology annotation, molecular function: zinc ion binding.
AAACUACAAACAUGGAAGGAGGAGGAUGUUACUAGCAUCCGCCGUAGUGGUAUGGGAAUGGCUGAACGAGCACGGACGCUGGCGGCCCUACAGCCCGGCUGUCUGUCAUCACAUCGAGGCAGUCAUCCGGAGCGACCCGCGGUGUGGUAGUGUUGUCCUCGGCCAGGUGGACUCUCGCCUCUCGCCCUACAUCAUCGAUUUGCAUUCCAUGCACCAGUUCCGACAAGACACAGGUACCCUUCGACCGGUACGACGUAGCUUCUACGACCCCACCUCAGCGCCGGGCCAGGGCUGGUUGUGGGAGUGGGAGAACGACGCUGGCAGUUGGACGGCGUACGACACGGAGGUGGGCAUCGCCAUCCAGGCGGCACGAGAUCGUCAGCAGCCCUGGCUGGACCUGGCGCCGCUGGGUUUCUGCUACCUCAUUGACUUCGAAAGCAUGACCCAAAUCAACGGGCAGACGCAACGCUGCCGACGCAUCCAACGCCGCUCCGACCUAGCUUACCCGCUGGUCUCCGGGCCCCUGCCCAAAUCACACCACGCCUGGGGGCCCAUGUCCAUGCCAAGCCACGGAGGACUGCUCGGUGUGGAUGUGUCCGGAGUGGGCAUGGGGAUCCGGAUGAGCAGCAGUGGGACUGGAAACGGGAGCGCGUACCCCAGUGGGGCGCUUCCUGCCUCGGCCAUCACCUCGUUGGGACAGCCGUGCGCCUGUCAGCAGUGCAUGUUGGUGCUAAGUGUCAAAGCGGGCGCCAUGUCUGCUCACACUCUGGGUCGCAGACCGCCACAGACCAAACCCCCCAGUCCCAAAAUCAGCAGUUACCCCAUCUCAGGAGGGUCGUACUCACUAACGCUCCCUCGACCGCCGUCCCUGUCACGGUCCUUUUCCCCCCACAGGACGUCCAUAGUUGGGGCAACAGGUGGCUACAGUUUGGGUGGCGCAGGAGGUAUGGGUAUCGUUGGUGGUGGCGGUGUCGGCAGUGUUGGCAGUGCCAGCCUCGGCUACGGAGGAGGCUUCCCCCACUCUCUGUCCCUCCUUGGCUCAGCCACCGCCGCCCUCUCAAUCUCCUCCACCCGCCCCCCACCCCCCCCUCUCCCUCCUCCUCCACCACCUCCUCCUCCGCCCUCCACCACCCUCUCAUCUGCUGCCACCUCUCCCCCUCACCCUUCCACCUCGUCCUCCCUCUCAGCUUCCUGUUCUGCCCCCACGGCGCCCGCUCCAGGCCCACCUCUCAUCUCCACAGCUGCCUCCACCUGCACACCCUCGCCUUCCGCCCGUGUCCUGGGUCCAGUGUCUUCGUCCGGUGCUGCUGCUUGCGCGGCCCCCCUGCCGCCGCGAUCCAGCCUAGCAGGGCUAAGCCGACCUGCACUGCAGCGUAUCGCCAUGGCUCAGUCUCGUGCCCUUAUCGCCUCUGGAGUGCCAACUGUUCCAGUGAAGAACCUGAAUGGAUCAAGCCCUGUACACCCUGCUCUGGCAGGCAUUACAGGCAUCCUGAUGAGUGCAGCAGGGCUUCCUGUCUGCCUGACCCGCCCUCCUAAGCUGGUGCUUCAUCCUCCACCCGUCAGCAAGAGCGACAUCAAGCCCGUCCCUGGCCUGGGCCACUGCUGUCGCAAGACCACAAAGAAACAGGCUCGCAAAGGGAAGACCCCCGAAGAGGUGGUGAAGAGAUACCUUCAAAAAGUCCGUAAUCCCCCAGAGGAGGACUGCACCAUCUGCAUGGAGGCCCUGGCCGGACCGUCGGGCUACAAAGGCCCCGGUGUCGGUGGCAUCUCCCGGGCGGAGUCGGUGGGCCGCCUGGCACAGUGUGGUCACCAGUACCACCUCCAAUGCCUCGUUGCUAUGUACAACAACGGCAACAAGGACGGCAGCCUGCAGUGUCCCACCUGCAAGACCAUCUAUGGAGUCAAGACCGGCAACCAGCCCCCAGGCAAGAUGGAGUACCACGUCAUCCCCCACUCUCUCCCCGGCCACCCGGACUGCAAAACCAUCCGUAUCAUUUAUAACAUCCCUCCUGGCAUCCAGGGCCCAGAGCACCCAAAUCCAGGCAAACCUUUCACUGCCCGCGGGUUCCCCAGACACUGCUACCUCCCUGACAGCGAGAAGGGACGCAAGGUUCUGAGGCUUCUUCUGGUGGCGUGGGACCGCCGGCUCAUUUUCUCCGUGGGCACAUCCAGCACCACCGGCGAGUCAGACACAGUCAUCUGGAACGAGGUGCACCACAAGACGGAGUUCGGCUCCAACCUGACGGGCCACGGCUACCCCGACCCGGGCCACUUGGACAACGUUCUGGAGGAGCUCAAGGCUCAGGGCAUCACUGAGGAGGAGUGCCUACCGAGAGACUGAACAGAGACAUUCAAGACGCCGAAGACACGAGAUUAAAAACACGACCCUGGGACGCAAUCCACAGAUGAGACGAAUUAUUUUCAGAAUCUGAUAAGAACGACAGAACUUUAACCGCCAGAGAUGGACUUUAAAACUCUUUGCAGGAACGUUACAGAAAUUGUUUCGGCAGUAUUUGCUGAGAAUAACAUGUCUCAUAUGACUGCAUGAGUUUCGAUGCGUGGGGAAUCUUUUUUUUCUCCCGAUGCAGUAACAGCGUCAAGAUCGCAGAUGUUAUUUCAGUGAGACAUUUGAGACCACUGUGCACAUACAAGUCAGUGUUAGAUUAAAAAAAAAACUGUCAUUUAUACUGUGAGACUUCAUAUCAAGAAUGUAACUAAGUGAAUUUUGCUGAAUUGAUGAAGUGUUUACCACAACUACUGCUGCUGCUAUGUGGAACUGAAUGGAGGUUAAAGUGGAAAAUGAAGAAGUGUGUUUUUUUCAAGUGUUAGUUGGUCCACAAGCAGAAGAAACUUGUCACUAAAGAUAAAUAUUUCAAGUGUAUAACUGGAUAUCUGAGCAUGAAUAUUUGCUGACCUCUAGUGGUACUUUUCCAGAACUACAUUCCUUUUUAGGUUUAAUUUUUAUUCAAUUGUAUUGUUGUAUAUUAUGACUACUUGAUAUAUUAUAUGAUAUCAUUU